AGAAUCCAAGAAAGUCGCCCUCCGCAGCGACCGCCGGCGCCAGCCCCAUUGACGCAAUCUGCCGGGAAACAUGUAUAUUCAGCCGUCAGUGUACUGGGCUUGGUACUGCACAGUGCUCGGCGUGGUUAUUACGGCGUUGAUGGUGCUGCAUGUGGCGAGGAAACAGUUCCGAGGUCAGCAACGCAUGCGCUGCAACAUGAUUCAACGGAAUCUGCUCGGGAAUCAAUCUGGUACGCCGUACGGACGACAUGACCUGGAACGAGGCAUUCCAAAGGAAGACCAGUGGAAGUGCGAUAUCUGUGACUUUUGCAACAACGUAUCAAAGCCAGAGUGCGUGUUGUGUGGCACGGAGCGAGGCUUUUCGCUGACGGCGACGCUGCUUGGAACGUCGCCGGCUCUCGCUGGGCACCAUCCUGCAUCCGAUCGCAACUCGAUCACGGGUCUGACGAGCCAUCCUUCCCGUCGCCGCGAAUCUGUGAGCUUGCCUGCAAACGCACGACUCUCCUUCGUCGAUCGCAACAAAGCGUUUAAGAUCCGUCGCUUGAAUGCCCGCCAAGACGCCGCUCGGAAGCGCAAAGAAUGGGUCCGUGAAGUCGAUGCGGAAGGCAGAGGGUACUGGACCCGAAGCAGCCACAAGUCGUCGUCAUCUGCGACGUCAGCCGAGGGCUUUGUUGCUCGAGUCGUUCCAUCAUCUGUGUACGACGGAGGGGAAAUGCGCCUCACGUUUGCACCAACAUCGCGAGCUGACGCGUUGCUUUCGUUUGACGGGAGCGCGAUCCACGAAGCCGACUUGGAAGUGCUGCAUGUGGUGGCCGCGAUGCCGUUUCCGGAGAAGUAUGCAUGGUUUGUCGACCAAACGCACGGGCUCAUGAAGACGUGGAAGGACGGCCGGCUAAAGAUCAAAGUUCAUCGGUCGAAUGUCCUCGUCGAAUCGUUUGAACAAGUGCUCGGGAUGCAGCGGCAGCACAUUUACAUGCCGCUACGUAUCGAAUUCAUCGGCGAGUCGGGGCUGGACGCCGGUGGCCUCGAGCGUGAAUGGUUCACCAUCUUGACCGAGGAACUGUUCGACGACUCGCUUGGGCUCUUUCAAGCGUGCCACAAGGACGUUGGCGCGUUCUAUAUCGAUCCGCACUCUGCUGACGUGACAAAGGACCACCUCCUGUACUUCAAGGCCACGGGCCGACUCCUUGGCCGCGCGCUUCUCAGCGGCCACCUCCUCACCGCGCGGCCUUGCCUGCCGCUCCUAAAGCACAUCCUGGGGGUUCCCAUCUCGUUCCAUGACAUCCAAUACCUCGAUCCUCAAAAGUACAGCGGCCUGCAGUGGCUGGACGAAAACGACAACGUCGAGUGUCUUGAUUUGACGUUUAGCUGCACCGAGUUGUGCCAGGGCAACAAGACCGUCGAAGUCGAUCUCAAGCCGAAUGGCCGGAACAUCCCCGUGACGGACGAAAACAAGGCCGAGUACCUGGCACUGACGCUGCGCUACCUCAUGUUGGAUCGGUGUUCGGCGCAGCUCCACCACUUGCUCACGGGGCUAUUUGAGGUAAUACCCCAGGAGAUGCUCAUGGUGUUCGACUACCAAGAACUUGAACUUGUCCUGUGCGGUGUCCCCGACAUCAACGUCGCCGACUGGAGGGCCAACUCGGUGUGCUCGCCAGAUCUGGUCCACUCGCCUGUCCUCGAGUGGUUUUGGGAUGUGGUCGCUGCCAUGUCGAGCGAAGACAAGGCCCGCCUCCUCCAGUUUGCCACGGGCAGUUCGCGGACACCGGUGCAGGGUUUCAAAGCUCUCGUCAGCUACGACGGCCAGCUCUGCCCGUUCUCGCUCCAGGCCAUCCCGUUCACCGACACAGCGUACCCCCGCGCGCACACGUGCUUCAACCGCAUCGACCUCCCUCUCUACAAGUCCAAGGAGCAGCUGCAGGACAUUCUGACCGUUGUCAUCAACACAGAAAUCACGGGGUUCACGGAGGAAUAGAGCAGGUCAACGGUAGCAGCAAAGCCCACGAAACAUACAAAGAUAUCUAUUGA
Aphanomyces invadans is the source of this 2028-nucleotide messenger RNA. RefSeq lists its product as hypothetical. NCBI's taxonomy places the organism in Eukaryota, Oomycota, Saprolegniomycetes, Saprolegniales, Verrucalvaceae. The transcript has 5 exons. Gene Ontology annotation, molecular function: ubiquitin-protein transferase activity. The coding region runs from base 71 to 1975 and encodes 634 amino acids. The record is from RefSeq and is a predicted model, not a curated record.